This is a messenger RNA of Trichogramma pretiosum, 1792 nucleotides long. It is a transcript of the gene hh, whose product is annotated as sonic hedgehog protein A. Gene Ontology annotation, molecular function: patched binding; calcium ion binding. The record is from RefSeq and is a predicted model, not a curated record. The coding region runs from base 1 to 1320 and encodes 439 amino acids. Lineage: Eukaryota; Metazoa; Arthropoda; Insecta; Hymenoptera; Trichogrammatidae. The transcript is spliced from 3 exons. Gene Ontology annotation, biological process: regulation of gene expression; smoothened signaling pathway; protein autoprocessing.
AUGCGAGCGCUAGCGGCAACGAGGACGAUAACGCCGCGGCUCGUGCUCGGGCUGCUGCUGCUCGGCCUGGCCGGGCAUCCGGCUCUGGGCUGCGGCCCGGGCAGGGGCGGCGGCCGCCGACCGAUACUGCGCAAGCUCACGCCCCUCGUCUUCAAGCAGCACGUGCCCAACGUCUCGGAGAACACGCUGCCCGCGAGCGGCCUGAGCGAGGGCCGGGUGUCGCGCAACGACAAGCGCUUCCGCGACCUCGUGCCCAAUUACAACGCCGACAUCAUAUUCAAGGACGAGGAGGGCACGGGCGCCGACAGGCUCAUGACUCAGAGGUGCAAAGAGAAGCUGAACACGCUGGCGAUCUCGGUGAUGAACCAGUGGCCGGGCGUGAAGCUGCGCGUCACCGAGGGCUGGGACGAGGAGGGCAAACACGCCACCGACUCGCUGCACUACGAGGGCCGCGCCGUCGACGUCACCACGAGCGAUCGCGACCGCGCCAAGUACGGCAUGCUGGCGCGUCUGGCCGUCGAGGCGGGCUUCGACUGGGUCUACUACGAGUCGCGCUCACACAUACACUGCUCCGUCAAGUCGGAGUCAUCGUCCGCGGGCAAGUCCGGCGGCUGCUUCCCCGGCACGAGCACGGCGCUCACGGCCGACGGCAGACGCGUAGCCCUGGCCGAGCUCCAGCUGGGUGAGCGAGUGGCCGCCCUCGACUCGGCCACCAACCGACUAGUCUUCAGCGAGGUCAUCGGCUUCAUCGACCGCGCGACGGCCGAGCGUCGGCAGUUCCUGCGGCUGCGCCUCGGCUCGGGCAAGCAGCUCAAGCUGACCGCGACGCAUCUGGUGCCGGUGCAGGGCCGCGGCACCGUCUUCGCCGCCCGAGUCAGUCCGGGCGAUCGACUGCUGGUGCGGAGUCAAAACAGCAGCAGCAGCAGCAGUAAUGGCGCCAGUCAAGCACUCCGCUGGGAAGAGGUGCUCGACGUCGAGCUGGUCCUCGAGGAGGGCGCCUACGCACCCCUCACGGCCGAGGGCACGCUCCUCGUGGACGACGUCGUGGCCAGCUGCUACGCCGUGGUCGACAACCAGAGCCUGGCGCACGCCUGCUUCCUGCCGCUGCGGCUCUGGGCCCGGCUGAGCCGCGGCUUCGCGAGCCUCGAGCACUACCUGGGACUCGUUCCGAGCCGAAGGAAGGACGACGACGACGAGCUGAAAAGCAACGAAGUGGACGACGGACGCCAUUGGUCCAGGCAAGAGGGUGUGCACUGGUACGCCUCGAUGCUCUACAGCGUCUCGCGCUACGUCUUGCCGAGAUCCAUGUACUAUAACUGACGAUGAGCCCCGGCAUCGAUCCUUGUGCGGAGCUCUCUUCGGAAAUCGAUCGUCCAUUAAGUCACGCCUGCGGGGCCAUAAACGCCGCGCGCGAUUCUACGUAAAACGCACACCGACCGCUGUAUAAUAUAUUAAAUUAUAAAGAUGAAAAUGAUGUUUGGACGCCACGAACAUUCCACGAUGACGGUGUUCGACAUGUCUCGUCUGUGCGUGUGUAUGUGUGCUGUGUGUAUGUGUAUGUAUCUCGUGUUUAUUGUACAAAAACAAUCUCGACGAGCCUAACAAUUUUUAUUCUAGUUUUUAACCCCUCAGAUUUUUCCUUAACCCCAACCUCCCCCAUCUCCCCCUUUCCUCGCAUAGGAAACUCAUUUUUUAUUAUUUCAUUAUAGUAUUCCGUGCUUGGACAAUAAUAAAAAAAAGUUAUCAGUUUACGUGAAUAUGUAUUAAAGCAAGAAAAAAAUAUCAAACUGAU